Messenger RNA from Harmonia axyridis, 2151 nucleotides. RefSeq lists its product as uncharacterized. The record is from RefSeq and is a predicted model, not a curated record. The transcript has 5 exons. The coding region runs from base 170 to 1942 and encodes 590 amino acids. NCBI's taxonomy places the organism in Eukaryota, Metazoa, Arthropoda, Insecta, Coleoptera, Coccinellidae.
UAUUCUAUAACCUCAAAAAUGGAUUUUAAUGUUUGUAUAUUGUUUAUCAACAUUUUUUACUAUUUAAAAAUCUGUUGAUACACGAUUUAAGCUCUACAGAUGCUUACUAAAAAAUUCUAUGAGAAAAUCAAAUUGAGGACCCUGUCCAGAAACAUCUAACAAUAAAAUAAUGGACAAGCUUUCUAAGAAAUUUCUGGCAUCUAGUUGCCUGUUUUGCGCAAAUUCUUCCACUAGCGUGAGAAAAUUUAAAAUAACAGAAGAUUAUGGAGGAGGCAAUACAAUACGAUAUGACCUAACUAGUUUUCUCGGCCACCAGAUCGAACCCUACUUGAAAGACGACGAUCUUUUAUGCAGUAACUGCAUGAAUUUCUUCGAAAAUAUGGCAUACACCAAACGAAGGCUUAUAGAUUUUUUACGGAAUAGGGAUGAAUCUGAGGAUAUAAAAAUGCAGGGUUUCAACGAUAUAUGGAAGGGUUUUAAAAAAUUUGCUGUGAAUUUGGUGAAAUUCAACCCAAACGAAUCUGAGGAAACGUGGGAUUCACCUGAUAUGCACAGCCGAAGUGCAACUCCAAAUCCUUUGGUACAUACAUACUCUGAACCAUACAAUCAAGCUUAUGAGAGGGAAAUUUCAGAAAUUGAGAGAGCUAGAAGUAGAACAGCAUUCUCCGAAGGCAACUCUGAAACAGAUCUGGAGGUGAGAAAUUUGUUCUUGAAAAGCGGUAGACGUAAAAAAAGAGGUCAUAAUUGGACAAGAAGAAGAGGUGAACAGAAAUCUAGAGCCUUAUCCAGAACAUAUCCAGCCAUUUAUGAUAAUUAUGAUAGAAACUGUUAUUCUUCUAUAACUAGAAUUAGUCAAGCAUCAACAAACAAAUCACCAGACAAAAGAUCAACACAUUCUUCGAGAAAAAGGAGAACAGUAGAAGGAACACCUUUAAAAACACGGUCUGUAAGUCGUCUAGAAAACUACCUGGCAGUUGUCACAGCAAAAAGAGAAUCAAAUAAAUUUUAUUGCGAGGAGGUCAAAUGUUCCUUGUUCUUUGAUAAGCUGGAGAAUUUUGUUUUACAUAAAAGAUAUGAUCAUAGGAUAAUAGCAAGAUUUCCUUGUCAGCAGUGUCGUUUCAAAGGCACAACCAGGAAAGAACUGGAAAUGCAUCACUCUAGAUUGCAUGACAACGAAAUCAUAUUGUGCUCCCAAUGUCGGGCUGAAAUUGAGGGAUCUCAGAAAUUGCAAGAGCACCUUAAAAAACAUCAGGAGUACUCUAUAGGAUGCAAAUUUUGUUACCUGAAUUUUCUCUCUAAAGCAGAUUUGGUGGAACAUGUCACAUUGGAACAUCAAGGAAAAAAGACAAAGAAAGUUCAUGAGAAGCCUAGAGCCGUAUUCCAGGCUAUCAUAAACACAGAAAAGACUUCCGUCAAUAAUAAUUACAACAAUCUCAGGACGAAUAGAAAAACAUACAAAUCUAUAGUGCUCAAUGUGGAAAAAUCGCCUUCUCCCGAAAUGAUAUUUACCCCACUGAUAGCCAAAUCCAGUUCCCCCCUCCCUGUAGAUUCCGAACCUCAAACUAUUCGUAUUAUAGAUAAGUCCCUUUCUAUAUCUGUGAUAAAUGUUUGUUCAGUGCCUGGCGAUUCUUGCAGCAAUAAUGAAAAUGUGAAUAGUAGAACAGAAGACGGUGAGGUGUCGGUAGAAGUCACAUCAACUAAACUUGGAAUUCUAUCAAAGCAACCAAACACUAGUACGGAACUAGCAGAAGAAACAAAUCGCUCAAACAUAGAUCCUAGUACAGCUGCUCCUCAAGAACUUUCAACAGAGUCUGAAUCGUCACGAGAGGAGAGUAAUUCGACACCCCCGGCACAUUUGAAGUUGAAUUUAUUGGAGAGUAAUCUUCAGUUGACUACUUUAUUCCCUAUUGUAAUAUUGGAAAGGAUGGAUUUCGAGGAUUGAAUUUCAUUCAUUUUAACUUUUCUAAAUAAUGUAAAAAGAAACCAAUGUUCAUUUUGUUACUAGUGAAAGUUUAUUUAUUUAUGACUAAAUUAUUGUUAAUAUGAUGGAUUUCAAUUUUUUUGGAAACUUGUACAUAGAUGUGUAAAUAUUGUAUGAACAGCUUAGAAACAAUCUUUUGUCCAAAUCUUGCAAUAAAUUUUAUAAUAGUU